UACAUAUCCGCGAGCAGCGGCGUUCGAAUCGAAGCCGCGAGACACAACCAACAUUUUUAAAUCACCAAGAGAUUACUCAUUUUUAGCGUGUGAAUGUGAUCAUACAGUUGCACGAUCUAGAAAUAUAAUUCGAAAAGUCCAAAGUGCGGAUGUACUAAUUUUUAAACCAGCAAAACAAAAACUUUUAAAUUUUUGGAAAGAAGAAAAAAUUAAAAUAAUUAAAAUGUGGCUGAGUGUUAUAUCGAUAGUCCUCGUGAGUUCCUUCGUUCACAAUGUCCAAGCGGCACCCAUCAAUGACAAUUCAGCACUAUUAUAUCUCUCACAAUUUGGAUACAUACCAAAAUCAAGAUUUAAUUCGAGUGCCAUUGUGGAUCAUGAUAAAUUCUCAUCAGCCAUUGCAGAUUUUCAAAGUUUCGCUGGAUUAAACGUCACUGGUUCUUUGGACGAUGAAACCGUUCAAACUAUGAGUCUUCCCAGGUGUGGUGUACAAGAUAAAGUCGGUACAGGAAAUGACAAGCGUUCCAAGCGUUAUGCGCUGCAAGGCAGCAGAUGGAAGGUGAAGGACUUGGUGUUCAAAAUUACCAAGUAUCCGAAAAAAUUAAAGCGCAACGACGUAGAUAAAGCCAUCCAGACAGCUUUCAAUGUUUGGUCAAGGUAUACAGACCUCACAUUCACGCCGUCAAGCAGGGCGCCAUCUUCUAGGGUGCACAUCGAAAUCCGUUUUGAGGCUGGUGAGCAUGGCGAUGGUGAUCCUUUUGAUGGACCAGGCGGUACCUUGGCUCAUGCUUAUUUCCCGGUUUAUGGCGGUGAUGCUCAUUUUGAUGCCGAAGAGAUCUGGACUAUUGGUGAAUAUAAGGGAACUAGUCUCCUUCAGGUGGCUUCUCAUGAGUUUGGGCAUUCUCUUGGUUUGAGCCAUUCGGACGUGCGAGAAGCCUUAAUGGCACCUUUCUAUCGAGGCUAUGAUCAAUUUCGAUUUGAUGAUGAUGAUGUACAAGCUAUACAGGCAUUGUACGGUAAGAAAACGCAAAAGACAAGCAAAGGCGGUGGAAGUCCUUCAUGGGGCAGUAGUGAUGAUGAUUCGACCAACAGUCCAUCGGCACCUGGGCCUACCAGCAAUAAAUUAUGCAAAGAUUCCAAAAUUGACACUAUCUUUAACUCUCAUGACGGUAGGACGUUUGUUUUCAAAGGUGAUGAAUACUAUCAAUUGACUGAAGAUAGUGUCCUGAAUGGUUACCCAAAGAAAAUUGCUCAAAGCUGGCCAGGGCUCCCAGGAAACAUUGAUGCUGCCUUUACCUAUAAAAACGGAAAGACGUACUUCUUUAAAGGAAAACAAUACUGGCGAUAUGUUGAUAGCAAAAUGGACGGCAACUAUCCCAAGGAUAUUAGUGUUGGAUUUGCUGGUAUUCCUGAUGACAUUGAUGCAGCAACAGUCUGGACAGGAAAUGGUAAAAUAUAUUUCUACAAAGGUUCCAAAUUCUGGCGAUUUGAUCCAACACUGCACCCACCAGUAAAGUCCGCUUACCCGAAACCAAUCUCCAAUUGGCAAGGCCUACCGAACGGUUUGGACGCUGCCUUCAAGGACAAAAAUGGCUACACAUAUUUCUUCAAGGACAACGCAUACUACCGCUUCAAUGAUCGUGCCUUCGCCGUAGAAAACACCAAUCCUGCCUUCCCACGUUCCACCGCACACUGGUGGUUCGGGUGCAAAGAAGCACCACGUGGCACGAUAGGUACCCUUGGUUUUAUAAGCGAGGCGGAUGAGAGCGACGACAGCAACAAUUCACCCGGAGACUUCGAUAGCUCUUUGGACGCAGGUAUUUAUCACGCGGAUGGAGCACCCCGUGCACCCGAUUCGGGAUCUCAUCAACUCGCCGCAUCGUGUACCCUUACGGCGAUCGUAUCGUUUUUAGUACUGUUUUUCCUUAAGUCUGCGUAACACAUAAAAUGGACGGGCGACGACGUCUCGGUUUCGUUUUGUAAACGACUGACUAUUUUUAAUAAUCGUGUGAUCUUAACCCAACACACGUUUGUGCACUUUGGUGCCCCAGUCGGGUUUGGACAACUAACGUCAGGUUAAUGUGAAUGCGAAGGUGAAGAUGUGGAAGAAGAAGCUGGCAUCUGAUACGUAUUAUGUGAUGUAAUAAAAUGCUCGAUUGGGUCCGGGAUGCUAAACAUGGUGUGUUCGAAAGUAUAUAUUUUAAUACUGCCCUCGGGGGCACGACCAAGUUGUUGCUGUUGUCUCAUAUGAUAGCAAGCAACGAUUGAUUUGUUAAUGACUAUUUGUACGACAUAUUUUUAGUAGGUAUUAUUAACUCCUGUGUAAAUAUUAAUGAAUAAAGAGCGUAAAUGAA
This is a messenger RNA of Dalotia coriaria, 2351 nucleotides long. RefSeq names its product matrix metalloproteinase-14-like. Gene Ontology annotation, cellular component: extracellular matrix. Gene Ontology annotation, biological process: proteolysis; extracellular matrix organization; collagen catabolic process. The record is from RefSeq and is a predicted model, not a curated record. Gene Ontology annotation, molecular function: zinc ion binding; metalloendopeptidase activity. NCBI's taxonomy places the organism in Eukaryota, Metazoa, Arthropoda, Insecta, Coleoptera, Staphylinidae.